Talaromyces proteolyticus is the source of this 1082-nucleotide messenger RNA. RefSeq names its product putative translin-associated factor TraX. The transcript has 3 exons. The record is from RefSeq and is a predicted model, not a curated record. Gene Ontology annotation, molecular function: RNA binding; sequence-specific DNA binding; RNA endonuclease activity. NCBI's taxonomy places the organism in Eukaryota, Fungi, Ascomycota, Eurotiomycetes, Eurotiales, Trichocomaceae. Bases 65 to 982 code for a protein of 305 amino acids. Gene Ontology annotation, cellular component: nucleus; cytoplasm.
CAAAUGAUUUCUCUUAUCUCUAUCUCUCUCCUACUCACUAUCUCCCCCUUUAAUUAAUCAAUUAAUGGCUAGCUCCAAGCGAUCUUGGGAGGGUCACAUAGUUAACCACGCCGCCAUGGCCACAAACACCCUAGAGAAUACCGAAACACCAGCCUUCCAAUCGAUAUUCGAAACCUUCCGCAGCGAGCUAGACGAGCACCAUGACCGCCGCGAGCGAGUAAUCAAAGCGUCUCGCGAUAUCACCGCACUGAGCAAGAAAAUCAUUUUCGCUCUCCAACGCCUCCGAACCCUCAACACCGCAAUCCCACCUUCCAUCGCCAAAGAAAACAAAACCCGCUUCGACCAAAUCCGUGAUUUAUUCCGGUCUAUCGUCCCAGACAUCACGGGCAUAAACGCGUGGCGGUAUCAACGGCAGAUUUCGGGCGGAGUUCAGGAGUUUAUUGAAGCGGUGACAUUUCAGCAUUAUAUUGAGACGCAGAAACUGAUUACGCGGGAGGACAUUGUGAGGGAUUGGUUGCCGGAGGUGAUGGUUACAGAGGAGGAUUAUUUGAUGGGGGUGUUUGAUUUGACGGGUGAGAUGAUGAGGUUUGCGGUUACGACGUUGUCGACGGGAGGGCAGGUUAAGAAGGAGGAUGGACGGAAACAGGAAGAAAAAGACUGGGGAGGUGAUAGUGCAAUGGAUACGACUGAGGACGAGACUAAAUCGGUGCCUGUGUUGCCUGAGAGCAAAGCUGGGAUUGUCGUGGAUCUGAGGGAUAUGCGGGCGAUGCUCGAGGAAUUGAAUGUUCCGCGACGACACAGGAAUAACUUGAUGCGGGAUAUGUAUAAGAAGACGGGCGUGAUGCAGAAUAGUGUUGAGAAGGUGGAGAGGGCGGCGUAUGGAAUAUUGGUGAGAGGGAGUGAGCGGCCCAGUGGCUGGACGCCGGAUUUAUCGACGGGUGCUGGGGCGGGGACUGCUAGUGUCGAGGUUGAGAGUUAUUGAUCAUAUCUUGCAUGUAGUUUAUUACAUGUAGGUAGUAGACAUGGAGUUAGGGCUCAAGCUUUGAUAAUGAUAUUGAUAAUGAAAUUGUUAAUGAGUGACA